AGACUCCGUUCUAACACCAAAACAGCAGAUAGACAGAUUGUUGCGUCCAGGAUCGUCCUAUGCUAACUUGAAUCCAUUUGAGGUGCUACAAGUUGAACCAAAAACGCCUGUAGAUGACAUUAAAAAGAAGUACCGCCGGACUGGUGGAUGACAAGCUGUCCAGAGUUUUACAUAGAACCACCUUUACACCUUGGGCCAUUUGAAGAGCUGGUUGAGUUCCUGGAACGAUGAGCAGAGAUCGCAUUUUGCAAUGGCCAAAUCUGAAAUUGCCUUUGAUUGUAAGAAAUGUGGUUGAAGAUCGCACCCCAUUUGCAAUACUUCAGGUUGAUGCAGCAUGGAAGAGGAAUAAGAUGUCUAUCCUGGUACAUCCUGACAAGAACCAAGAUGAUUCAGAGAGAGCACAAAAAGCAUUUGAUGAAGUGACUAAAGCUUGGAAAUGUUUAGAAAAUGACAGCACAAGACAAAAGUGUUUAGAAAUUGUCGAAGAAGCUGAAGCUAUUGUUUUAAAGAGAAUUGAAGAUCGUAAAAAGCAGUUAAAAAGAGAAGGAAAGGACCCAAGAGUUGAUGAAGAUGAUCCUGUGCAGAUGAAACGUGCAAUUUAUGUACAAACAAUGAAACUUUUUGCAGACCUAGAGAGAAAACGAAGAAAGCAGGAAGACCGAGAUCAGGAAGAAAGAAAAAGGAAAAGAGAGUCAGAGAUUCAGGAGGAAGAAAAGAGGAAAGCAGAAAAGGAAUGGCAGAAAAAUUUUGAGGAGUCUCGUGUGGAUCGUGUUAAUAGCUGGAAAGACUUUCAGAAAGGGAAAUCAGCUAAGAAAUUUAAAGGAUUUAAACCCCCUAAGCAUAAGGCUGAAGCUAGAGAUUAAGUGAAAAAGUAUUUGCAUAUUAGACUUCAAGACUCAUGUUUAACAAGUCUCUAAAUUGAUAAUAAACGAGAACCCCCUGAAGGCCAUCUAUUAUUUCUUUAUCUCUGUUGGCUAAUACUAUUACAAAUGUUGAUGUCAG
Messenger RNA from Macrobrachium nipponense, 1002 nucleotides. Its product is annotated as dnaJ homolog subfamily C member 8-like. Lineage: Eukaryota; Metazoa; Arthropoda; Malacostraca; Decapoda; Palaemonidae. Gene Ontology annotation, cellular component: nucleus. The transcript is spliced from 6 exons. The coding region runs from base 228 to 863 and encodes 211 amino acids. The record is from RefSeq and is a predicted model, not a curated record.